This is a messenger RNA of Seriola dumerili (greater amberjack), 9639 nucleotides long. RefSeq lists its product as uncharacterized. The coding region runs from base 339 to 9005 and encodes 2888 amino acids. The record is from RefSeq and is a predicted model, not a curated record. The transcript has 20 exons. Lineage: Eukaryota; Metazoa; Chordata; Actinopteri; Carangiformes; Carangidae. Gene Ontology annotation, biological process: negative regulation of gene expression, epigenetic. Gene Ontology annotation, cellular component: nucleoplasm.
UUUUCGAAACGGACCUUACAUGCGCUGAUCACCCAUGAAUGGUUGCACGUUGGAGACUCGUUCACUAUUAAACGGAUUUCUUAGCUGUGAAGCGAUAAAAUUGGAUUUUAGUGGAUAUAUUUGGUCCUACACGUUUGCACUGUCGUCUAUUUUGUAACUUCCUGGUUGUCGUAUUAAUAUGUCUGUCGAAACUGCGGCUAAAGCUCGAGUGACUUUGAAAGGAUUUUUGGACACAAGAUACAUGGGACUUUAUAAUUCCGUUGUAAUGUUUAAAACCAGAGACAAUUAUUUUCAACGAAGGGCAAAGGGAGAGCGACAGAUUUCGUAAGAGUUCAGCAAUGGAAAGUGGAAAUGGUGGUGCCUCGAGUAAAGGUGUUUCAGAGCCUGUUUCAGACACUUCUCACGUCUUUCUAAACAGUAUUUUGGCUCCACUUCAAAGUGCGUACUUAUAUGAAGAGUCAAAGCAGUCUUUCAAGUACAAGUCCGCUGUCUUGGUAAAGAAUCCAGUUCUGGAAGAAAAGUAUAAUGCCUUCCGAGCAAAGAGAAGAGAAGCAGGAUAUUCAGAGGAGGAUUUGAAGGAAACCUAUGGCUUUUUACUGUUUGACGAUGUCAACAAGGCUCAUGCAGUCCGAGAGACUGGUGUUCUCACAGGAAAUGGUACAUGUACAACUCUGGGGGAUCCUUGGAAGGGUGUUUACAUAUCAAUGUACUCUGACUGUUUGGAUCUGAAUCGCUGGUAUCAUGGGAAAUCUGGAUACAUUGCCAUCAUCAGGCUGACAAAGGGGAGAGUUAAAAAGGUUUUAGAGAACUACACUCAGAAUUACACAGCACCCACUGAAGGGUUUGACUGCCAUGUGUCAGAACAGCUGCCCUCGGUGUCUGCCCAAACCAGCUCCUUUCUUGCUUUUGAGAGAACCCAGUAUUACAUGUAUGAGCUGUUAGGUGAUGGAAGCAAUGAAACGGCUCAGUCUCCCAGUGCUGCCUGUCCUUUUGCUAUUGUAUCGUUUUCAUAUACGGACACCAAAUCAACACUUGUAGUACAACAGGAGGCAAGUGAGGAGGACAAACAGGAUUAUCAUUACUUACCCUGGAGGGGUCAGCUUCAAAUAGCCAACCAGCUCUAUAAUGUUGCUCUGAGAUCUACAGCAGGGGCCUUGAUUCCUACAAAACUGCCACCAGUGGUCAAAGUUGACAGAGCCAUUUGCAUGUCAGAUCUCACACAGCUGUUGCCGAGGACUGUCUUUGAAACGUGCUUCUCUGGUGAAGUCUUUCUGGAUGGCCUAUACUGCAGUCUGUGUGAGCUGAUUACUUCUGAGGCGGAAGAAAGCAGCUCACUCUCUCUUCUUCUGCAGCAGAUCAAGGAGAAAGAUCUUGUUCUACCAGUACUAUGUUAUGCAGAGGGUGAAGCUGAGAAGACGCCCUUUGACCCAAGUGAAGAACUCUGUGAAGUGUUGGUGCAGCAUAUGCAGAGUUACGCAGCAUUAAUAAAUCCUGGGUUGGCAUUAAGUCCCUCAAGGGAAGUAAGCAUCUUUCCAGAUCAGUAUGAUGUGCCGGAUGCACACAAACACCUCUACUCAUCCCCUGAGUGGACUAACAGAGCAUGGCAGAGCUUCAAGUCAUACAUGAGCAAUCCAGUCUCCUUUCAACUACCACUGUCCAAGUCUUCAGAAAUCCUGGCAGCUGGACAAGAAGAGCGAAGAGAAGAUCUUGAUGAUGAUGUCUACAUCUGUCUGUCAUCUCCUGAGGAGGCACUUGCCAAUCCUGUUGACAUGGGGUCAGAAGACCAGUUGACUGACCAGAAAUUUCCUGUAAAUGUUGAGACAUCCGUUGACAGUGGUAUAACAAGUGUUGAAGCACAGGUUGACUUCACAGCUGAUGUUCCAGCAGAUGAUUUGCAAGCCAGAGAUGAAACCAAAGACAAUGAUAAAUCUGGCCUGUCUGUACUAGACAAAACUGAUGACACAGGGGCAGGAAAUCUCCUGACCCCCCCUACAUCAGAUGACCUUUCAGCAGAGCUGAUUGUCAGUAUCACUUCAGCAGAGCAAACUCUCACUGAUGAGAGUUUAAGUGUGAUCAGUACUGUGUCAGCAACAAAGCAAAAUGACUUUCAGCUUUCUGGUUUUUCAGCAGCUAAAUUGCAAACAGCAGGAGCUAACGCUCUGCAUGAUGACACUGUCAAAAUCAAAAUUAAAGAUUGCCCUGAGGUCACCAAUUUCACAAAAACAAAAGGGAGGAAACUACAUAGGGGACCUUCCAAAGGUUUGAAAAAAGCAUCUAAAGCUAGUGUUGAGACUCUCAGUUUGCAGACUGUCAAAAUACCAGGGGAGGAUGACACCUUCCCAAAUCAGAAGGAUGACCAGGCCAAGGAAUCAUCAGGCCACUCAAAGCUAAUCAAUCCUUUGAAAGUUGAUUGGAGAAAAUUACCAAGGCGAAAACGCAAAUUUGGAAAACUGUCAUCUAGAAAUAAGAAAGUGAGAUCUGCUACUGUUGCUUUAGCAGUAGCAGAUGAAAAAAAAUCAGCUCCUGGACAGCAGAGCUUGGAGGGCAAUAUUUUAAUGGAACUUGAAGUUUGUCCUUUGAGAAAGAAAACUGAGCGCUGGGACUUAAAGCCGGUUAUCAGCGUAUGUGGAAGGAUCUUGGUUCCUUUUGGCUCUGUAGAUUUUGCUGCUCAGAUUAAGCUUUUAAAGGAUAAACAUCAGUGUACAAAAGAUCAACAGCACCCUGAAGAAAUGUUGGUUGAUAACUCUGUGAAUGCUCAUGACAAAGAUGAAAUGGAGCAAGACUCUAGCACUGCCCCAGAGACAGCAGUGGACGAAACAGAGGCCACAAAAUCCAAGGAUGGAGGGAACCAUCUUCAAAAUGUUGUCGGCAGUAUUAAUACUGAACAUCGACUUCUGAGACAAUCACACGACGGUUCAUUGCCUUUGAAUCCAGAGAGUAGUCAGCAUUCUUCAAAGAAUAAUGGCACAGACAAUCCCCCCUCAGAAGCAGUUAAAGAAAAGCACACUGAUACCUGUUCCCAAGCAAAGUGUGCAACAAAGGGAGAAUUUCUGUUGAGUAAACUAAAAUCAGUUCUUUUAAGGGGAAAGAGAAAAAUUGAUUUCCAUGUGUCAGAAGGAACAACAACAGUUACUGCCCAGAACACUGAGCCUUGUCUCAAGAAGGGCAAAGGUGACUCUGAUGCCGAGACAUUGAAGGGUGAUAAUGCAGUUUCAAGUGUACAGGACACAAAUGUGGGUGUGAACGAAGUUUCAAAGAUGCAGUCAGUUGAUCCUUUAUUUGCAUAUGCCCUAGGCCUGACCCCUAAAGAGAAACCUAAUAAGGCACAGAAAAGUGAAGGUCAGGAUUCUCAACUAAGGAAAGACUCAUCAGAGACACAAGAACAAACUAUUCUAGACAAACAACCUCAAAUCAUACAAAAGCCUCCAUCAAUUUUCCCAAGAAGGGGUAGGAUUAAAACACUCAAAAAGCAUCAAGGCAUCUCUGCAGAAUAUAUUAAAAAGAAAUGGUGGUUGCAUUUUCAAACCCCAGCUUGUUUUACCACUGAAAAUCUCAAAAGCAAAGAGUGUACUAGGGAUAAUUCUGUCAGGAAGACUGUUAAGGAAAAAAUGAACAGUACUUGCUCAUCUACAGAUGCUUUGAACUUACUUGCUGACUUGGCACUCGGUGCCAGUAAUGACCAGGUUCCACCACAACCAGACCCAGCACUUGAGAGAAAACCUGAGACAAGUUUGAAGAAGUGUGGCCUUACAAAAGAUGUUGCCAGUGCUGAACAAGACUCAGUUCUUCAUGCUCUGCUUAGACAGCCUGCUGCUAAACCCAUUCAACUUUUUGAGUCUCCUUUACCAAGCAAUCUUGUGGGAGAAAGUGAAUUAGUUGGUUUAAUAUCUAAAGAACAUGCCUAUUCAUUGCCCCCGUCUUCCCCUCUGCUGUUGGGUUUGCCAGGUACACCUUUCCAGGUAUCCCCUUUAAGUGGUUCUACCAGACUGCUGCACCCUCAACAGCAGUUGUAUGGCGAUGGAAUUCAAACACUACAACCCUCUGUUUGUCAAGAAGACAGAGAUGAACGAAACCACAGGACUCCAGAAUACCUGAAAAAACAUAUGGUGCGCAGGAGAAAGUUCAGACACUCCCGCACAUUUGUUAACAAGGGUGCAUCUGUCCAAGUCACAAGGCAAUGGAAUGAAAACUAUGACUUUAAUCGAGACAGCAAGUUUUCAAGUGACGUAAAGGACAGAGCAAUCGUUCGAGCCUUGCAUGGCCCGUGGGAUUUCUCCACUCAGGACACCACUGAGGAGGUACGGCUCAUUGUCCACAUGUGGAUAGGUCUGUUUUAUAGCCGGUCAACAGCCAGAUUCUUUCACGUGGACUCGAACUUUGCAUAUUCAGAAGAGAGUGAUUCUUUGGAAAUGUCCAGUAAAAUGUUAGCAGCAGCACCAGCUCACCCUGAAGGGCCAGCCAAGGGAAAUUCAUGUGGUACUUUACCGAGUUUAACAGAUACUCAAGACCCCUCAAUUUCAAAAGCCCUGGACCUCAGCAAAAAAGAUGUCUUGGACUCUGUCUUGGACCAAGGAUCUGUAAUUUUGGACUUGUCAAUGAGAAACGGUGGUGGAGAGAUUGUCACUUCAGAUCCACAAGUCAACAAAGAACAGACUUCUGUGUCCGGUGAACAGACAGAAGCAAGUGAAACAUCGAACGCACUCAAGUCAUCCGUGGGACCACAGGAGGCAGACACAUUCCAGUGUUAUAAAACAUCAGUACACCCCACAGAGAAUAUCAAUGAUGUGAACAAUGUCAGAAGCAUCAAGGAAAAUGAGAAAACUUGUAGUCCUUCGCAAAAAGCUGGCUGCUUGGAACAUACUGAUAUACCAUCUUUUAAAGGGGAUGGAUCAUUCAUUCCUCGACAAGAAGAGACGGAAAGUGUAUCCAUUCGGACAGAAAAUGUUUGGCCUGCUUCAGGAAUUGGCCACAUGUCACAUGGAUGCAACAAAAAGAAGAUACAUAUGAAAGAUGGCAUCGAAAAUUCAGAAAUGACAGAGAUGAGUUUGGUUCAAAAACAUGAAAUUGAUUCAUCUGAAUCCAUGAGAGACAAAGGGGGAGAGUCAAACAAAGAAGCAGAUGAAGUGGUUCAUAUAGAUGAGCAUGAAGAAAUUGAAUCCAAAGAAAACUUGGAAAUGAAAGAAAACCCUUGCCAAGAAGACGGUAUAGAACCUUCUUCAGAAGUGAUUGAUACAGGUGAUGAUUCUACAAAGAAAGAACCAGGUGUCAUUGGCAAUGGAAAUUGUUUUGAAAAUGAGAAGCAGUUAUCAAGGGAGGAACCUAAAGCAGUCUCACCAAGCAAGGCUGAAAAUGUUAAUGAAGAAGUGGACUGUCGUACAGAAGAUAACUUUGGAAAAGACAAUGGACUUGAUGAGAAAGACAGUUGCGUUCCAGCUGAAGCAGUUGACAGUGAUUUGAGUGAAGACCCAUCACCUAUGAUGUGUGACGGCCCUGAUUCAGUAAAGAAGGAUUGCAUUACAGAUUGUAGUUGCCAAGCACCAUUUGAUGAGCAACCACCUCAAGCAGACAAUGAAGAGGAUGCCUGCAAUGAUUUGCAGUUGAGAAAGCUGCCUGUAAAUGGGAGUACAAUGACAGAUGAACAUCCCAUUUCAGAAAAAGCUCCUAACACUCCAUCUGAAAUGGAUGUUGUUUGCAAUCAACCUGCAGAAAAUGAUAUUUGUUUGGCAGAUAAGGUACAUUAUCAGACAGCAACAUUACCCAUAUCUGAUGAGAGGACUGGUUCAUUAGAUGGGUCUGGUCUAGCUGGGUCUAUCCCCCAGUCCAAAGAUGGUUUGGAAACAGGAAGCCAAAACAUGGAAAUGGCAAUCUCUGAUUUUGGUCCAAGUAGUGAUGAAACAAAAUCAGUUGUGGAAAUGGAAAACGAUGAUAACACAACUCAAGAAGAACCAUUUCAUCACCUGUUUCAUUCACCUCAGAGUGAGGUUCUGAAAAAAUGUGAACCAGAAGAGGCAUUGACUAAAGAAACAGAUCUUGAAAUUAACAGAACAAAUGAGGGAUUGGAAAAAAGUCAUAGUGGGGUUGUAAUUCCAUUUAUUGGACUAGACAUCUCAGGAGAGGAUAUAGUACAACCACAAAUCUCACAUGAACAAAGCAAGGUUGAAGAAGUUGUUCAAGGCAAGAAAGAUAUACCAUUUAUCAGUGAAACUAUGCACUCUGACUUGCCCACAGAGGUAUGCAAUACAUCUGAAACAUACAGUAAAAAGCAGGGACUGUCUUUUAGCAAAAUAUCACUUCUUGAUGUAAGUGAAACCAACCAGCCAGUAGUCUUAGGAAGUGAGUCUGAUGACAGGUGCCCUACACCAACUUUGGAUGAGAAGCCAUACGAGUGCAUACCUUGCCCUAGAAGCAGUACUUCUGCUUUUAGUAGUAGUGAAACCUGCAAAAACAUGACUCAAAGACGCCUUAGCAGAAGCUCAACGCCAAUGAUGGACGAGAUGCCUCUUGAACGAAAACGUUGUCAGUCUAUAAUUAACAGUGAUCCUAACCCUCAUUAUGGUCUUCAUCCUGAUCUCGAACUAAGAACUCUAAGAGUUCUACAAAGUAUAGACAAGUUCCUCUUCAAGUCAAACCACACCGACAAGUCCUGCCAGAUUGAAACGGCUGAUAUAAAAAACCAUCUUGAUCAAACUCCUAACCUUAACAGCAAGCACAUCCCCACUUGCUCAGCCCCAAGCCACAUGUCAGUUGACUUUAAGGACAAGAUGAUAAGCAAUUCAAAGCCAGAGGUCGUGUCAGCCUCUACAUCACAUAAACUGCACAAAGAAUCAUCUGAUCACUGUCUUAUAUCACCUUUCAAGAGUAAAUUAGAGGAAGUACUUGGUGUUAAGUUGCAGCUAAAGAAAGCAGACUCACCACUUCCACAAGACUAUUUUGAAAGAGCAGAUGAAUUACAACAAACCUCUAGAGGGCAAGACUAUUGUCAUUCCUACACAUCUGUUCCAGCUACUGAGUGUUUUCAAACCAUUACAGCUAAUAUUGGCCAAGACAGGCAUAAAACAACACCACAGUCCAGUCUAAAUCAUGAACCCCGUUCAAACAGUCAGCGUCCUGUCAUGGCUGUAAAACCUUCUAAGAGUGAUGAGAGUCAAGCAUAUUUUAUCUCUAAAGAUGGACCAAUUGAAUAUGCUCCCAAAAAUAGAGAGACUAAACCCCCUGUAGUCACAUACACCACAUGCACUACCACGCCCUUGGAGAAGAAGACAGAACAUUUCAAGGGAAAUUCUAGACUAAAUGAUGUAAAGCAGGAGUCCUGUGAGUUUUCCUCUAGAAGUAGUUUAUUGUCAAAUGUUAUUGACAAAAAAUCUAACUUGGAUAAAGCUAAAUUUGCCCUUUUAGAUCCUUCAAAUCAGUACCAAGGAAAGGACAUCAAGAUUUCGUCAUCAUCUCUAUCCAUGCAGUCAUUUGAAUCAGCAAAAAGUGAUGGACACCAAGGUUUCUUGGCAUGCAGUACACUUGAGAAAGUUGUGCAAACAACUAGAGAGAACAUUAAGAUUGAUCAGAAAGACUGCUCAGAAGCAUCAACAUCAUUUGUGGAUCACAAAGAUAGUAGCAUAAUAGAUGACAGUCUCAUGGGACCUCAAAGCUCACUCACAUGUACAAUCUAUAACACCAGUCGGAAGAGAUCAUGUUCUUUUCUGGAGCAGGUUUCUCAGAGGUGCCUUCAAGAUGAUAUCACUCAAGUGUCAAUGGAACAGGAGUGCCUCAUCUUCUCAGAACAAAUGAAACAGCUUUUGAAAAGGAGUAAGAGAGGACCCAUCUGCCAUCAGGACUCACAUGACAAACUGACAUUGGAUUGUGCUAGUCCUGUCACUGUGCACUUUUCCAGUCUAGAGGAGCAGGAGGAUUCACUGGAAAUGUUGGAUGCACCGUCGCUUAUUGGACAAAAAAUCAAGGUAGAUGUGUCCGACAGGAAAGGUAUGGCAGACUCUGGAGAGGAAGAAAAGACUUUGCAUCCUCAAAAGUUAUCUCCAGGAACAGGUAACAUGAAGGAACAUGCUGGAGUUUCUGGUGCGACUGCAGAAUGUGCAAGGUUGUAUGAAGCAAUUAUGGAUGACAUUUGUGCUGUCAAAAAGGUCCCAUCUAGACCUAAGCACUUCAGAAUGGACAGAGGUUACGAAAAGACUGAACCAAGUAACCAUUUUGAUUUCUGUGAUCAAAUGAAGAGAGAGAUGGAUGAGAGCUUUCGAAGUAAUCUGAAUUCAGUGGUGAAGAAAUCUUGCAAAACAAAGUACAGAUUCUACAUAUUAGUGACGUCAGAUGAUGCCCUCUUUGAGGAAACCAAGGCACAGUUAGAGGCAGAGGGCCAUACUGCUGUACAGCCAUCUGAAUUCUUCCUCACUGAGGGUAGUUCUUCGUCCCUACUCAUCAUCCUCAGGAAUGAAGACAUUGCAGAGCACAUUUGUGAGGUCCCACAUUUGCUCGAGCUGAAAAAGUCACCAGGUGUGCAGUUUGCUGGAAUUGAUGAACCAGAUGAUGUUGUGAAUCUCACCCAUCAGGAGCUCUUCAUGCGUGGUGGUUUUAUAAUGUUUGACAGAGCAGCACUGGAGCCCCUUAGUGUCUGCGACCUGAAAAAAUUCUCAGAAAUCUUGCAAGAGCUAAGAAGAACGGGGAAAUGGAAAUGGAUGCUACACUACAGAGACAGUCGCCGACUGAAAGAAAAUGCAAGGUUGAGUGCAGAGGCAAAAGAGAAGAAGCACUUCUUAAACUCUUGUCAAGAAACUGGAAUACUGGAGGUCUUGCCUUACCAUGAGUGUGACCUCAUGUCAAGAGAUCAACCUGACUAUCUCACAUGUUUGGUUCGCUUGCAGGUCCAGAAUAUAUCUUCCCGUUACCCUAUUUUUAUAACUGAUAUGGCAACAGACAGCGCAUUUGGGAGAAAUGGAAUUUUAACAAUGACUUUGAACUCUUUCCUGACAAAUUCUCCAAGCGAAACAUUUACAGUCUGACCUCAAAAAGUCCCAUGGAUGACUUCAAGUACACAGAUUUCAAAAACUCACUGGAUGUGAGGAAAAAACAAGAAAAACCAACACGAGUAAUGUUGAUUUCAAACAUACUACAUUUAUUAUUAUACUUAAUAUCAUAAUUUAUUAUCUUACUUAAUUUGAAAACUCAUUUAUCAUUCAGUUAAUGGAUAGAGUGACAAUAAUGCCAAAAUACUGGCAAGUGUGCUGUACAUACUGUAUAGACUUUGUAUUGUAUUUUUGCUGUAAAUUAUAUUGUAAACUUGUUAAAUAGUGUGAUUUUUAUGUGGUAUAUAUUUUGUGUUUAGCUGAUAACUCUGACUUUAUACAACUGCAGCACAAUCAUUACUAGUGUUUGUUUGAUGAUGAUGUUUUUGGGGUCAAAAGAUUCACAAAUAUUUUUUUUUAAACUUUGUUGCUGUGCUUUGUCCAGGCCUUGCAACAAAGCUUGUGUUACAUAUUUAAAAUUACUACUAUACACUAUUAAGGUUGCUGACAGUGAUUCUUAACUCUUGUUGGAGCACAACAAUUAAACAUUAUUACUAAAUGCUGAAUAUGUUUAGUUUUGUAGGCAUAAUUCUGUGCAACACAGCUGAGAAUAAAGAGAUGUCUUACAAUA